This is a messenger RNA of Drepanopeziza brunnea f. sp. 'multigermtubi' MB_m1, 1113 nucleotides long. RefSeq lists its product as uncharacterized. Gene Ontology annotation, biological process: hydrogen peroxide catabolic process; cellular response to oxidative stress; response to reactive oxygen species. Gene Ontology annotation, molecular function: heme binding; peroxidase activity. The record is from RefSeq and is a predicted model, not a curated record. NCBI's taxonomy places the organism in Eukaryota, Fungi, Ascomycota, Leotiomycetes, Helotiales, Drepanopezizaceae.
AUGGCGUCUGCAGCUCGUGGCGUUGCCCGCGCGGCCUUCAAGUCAACCCCAUCGACUUCUGCAUUCAAGACCUCAACCCGCAACACAGUCUUCGCCCUCCCACGCCAGACCUUCCGACACCAAUCCCGCCGUGGCUAUGCCUCCGCACCUGAAAAGUCCUCUUCCGGUCUCCUCAUCGGCGUAGGGGCUCUCGCUGUCGCGGGUGGCGCCGGUUUCUACUUCUACAACAACGGCACUCUGCUCUCUGGCUCCGCCGGCGAGACACCCGGCCUUUUCGCCCCCAAGCUCGAGGAUUACCAGAAGGUGUACAACGAGGUGGCUGCGCGUCUGGAGGAGAAGGACGACUACGAUGAUGGAUCGUACGGACCGGUUCUGGUGAGACUGGCGUGGCACGCGAGCGGUACCUUCGACAAGGAGACGGGGACUGGAGGGUCGAACGGUGCCACGAUGCGUUUUGCUCCCGAGGGAGACCAUGGUGCCAAUGCUGGGUUGGUCGCUGCCCGCGACUUUCUCGAGCCAGUGAAGCAGAAAUUCCCAUGGAUCUCCUACUCCGACCUCUGGAUCCUCUCCGGCAUCUGCGCUAUCCAAGAGAUGCAGGGUCCUACCAUCCCAUUCCGCCCCGGCCGUUCGGACAAGGACAUUUCUGCUUGCACACCCGACGGACGUCUGCCUGACGCUUCGCAAGGAAACAAGCAUCUGAGAGAUAUCUUUUACCGAAUGGGUUUCAACGACCAGGAGAUCGUCGCGCUGAGCGGCGCACAUGCCCUUGGCCGAUGCCACACUGAUCGUUCUGGGUUUUCUGGUCCCUGGACGUUCUCGCCAACCGUCGUUACAAACGAUUACUACACGCUGUUGCUGAACGAGAAGUGGCAGUGGAAGAAGUGGGAUGGUCCUAAGCAGCUCGAGGACAAGAAGACCAAGUCCCUGAUGAUGCUCCCCACCGACGUCGCCCUUGUCUCCGACAAGCAGUUCAAGCAAUGGGUCGAGAAGUACGCCAAGGACAACGACCUCUUCUUCAGGGACUUCUCGGCCGUCAUCGCCAAGCUGUUUGAGCUGGGUGUUCCGUUCGCCGAGAAUGCUGAGAAGUACAUUCUCAAGCCUACCAACGCCUAG